AUGAGUCGAACAAGAAAGGAACUCAAAGCCCAAAUGAUUAGAAAGAGGAAGAAACAAGAUUCAGAUGAUGAUAUUGAAGCACAUUUUAAGAAAUUUGAGCAAGAAUUGCCAAAGAAAGAAAAAGUUCGUCAUGAAGAAUCACAGAAAAAGAACAAAAGAUUCAAAAAAGUAUCUUCUGCAAGCUCAUUAGUAUGUGCUCGUAAAGGAGUCGCAUCAAGUUUACGCUUUUUCAUGAAAGAAUUUUUCAAUUUUAUGCCAAAUAUUCAGCAAGCUCCAAAAUUUGGAGGUAAUGAUCGUGUAGAACUAAACUCGAUUGCCGAUAAAUCAGGAUGUGAUACAAUUAUGCUUUUUGAGACAAUAGAUAAUAAACCAUUUUUAUGGGUAUCCAUUGCUCAAGAAGGCCCUACAAUAUGCUUCUCACUCGAAACUAUGCAUACAUGUGAAGAUGUUAAUGGAAAUGGAAAAUGCACAAAAUUUUCUUCUCCAAUUCUAGUUUUUGAUUCACAUUUUGACGAAAAACCUGAAUACGGAAUAUGCAAAGAGCUUCUUACUAGAGCACUUCGCGUUCCAUACGGCACCAAGAAGAUGAAAGAACAUGUUGACACAGUUUUAUCAUUCUUUAUCCUCCAAAACCACAUUUACUUUAGAAGAUACCAAAUUGACUACCAAGAACCAAUUAAAGUAUUCGAAGCAGGACCACAGUUUUGCCUUGAGCCAAUUUUUAUUAUGGGUGGAUCUUUUUGCGGACAAAAGAUCUGGCAAAACCAGAAAAUCCUUGCCCAAGUUAAAGCUGCUACAGGAAAAGACACAAAGAAAGAAAAUGAAGAAGAAUCUACUUCAAAAUAA
Trichomonas vaginalis G3 is the source of this 846-nucleotide messenger RNA. Its product is annotated as ribosomal large subunit assembly. The coding region runs from base 1 to 846 and encodes 281 amino acids. Gene Ontology annotation, molecular function: rRNA binding. Gene Ontology annotation, cellular component: nucleolus. The transcript has a single exon. The record is from RefSeq and is a predicted model, not a curated record. NCBI's taxonomy places the organism in Eukaryota, Parabasalia, Trichomonadida, Trichomonadidae. Gene Ontology annotation, biological process: ribosomal large subunit assembly; rRNA processing.